CCCAAUGAGCAUCUCACGAUAGCGAUCGCUGGCAUCUUGACGCGCCCCCAUCCAGCAGCCCAGACUUGUGAGCCGAAGGCUGCUCCAGCACAACGAUCCACGACUCGAUUGCCUCUGGUUCCACGAUGCCCCCCUCUGCUCCAGUCCCCAUCACGCCCAGCGCUGUCACUAGCGUGUCGGCCAGCACGGCCAUCUCCUCCCCGUCUGUCGAGUGCGAGGGUCAGACAGAGUACUCGCGUACACCCACUACGAAUUCGGGGCUAUAUCUGGCAUCAUCACCGCAUCUCGACGCUCUUGACAGCAUCGCUGCUGGCACAGCUACGACUGCAGCCAUUGCCAAGAACAAUGCCUCCAACCGACCUUGGAUCGUUCAAAAGUACGGCGGCACCUCGGUAGGCAAAUUCUUGCCUGCCAUCUCCCGCACCAUUGCGCCCGAAUUUCUCCGACGCAACAGGCUGGCUAUCGUCUGCAGCGCUAGAUCGACGGGCACGAAAGCUGGAGGGACGACGAGCUUGCUUUUGGCAGCUGCCGAACAAGCGCUGAGCGCCGAGGACGAUACUCCCGAAGCCAGCUUGUCCGGCUCAGUCGCCAGCUUGAGCUCAGCGAGAGAGGGCAGAGCGAGCUUGAGCAGAAACUCGUCCAGAACGGGUGUGCGCACACCUGCUGACUUGCAAGGCGUCACUGCCGGCUUGCAGGCCACGUCUCUGGAAACGGUGUCACAAGCGACGCAGAGCUCGAGCGACAAGACUGUGGAUCGCAUCAUGAGGGAGCACAUCGACGCGGCGAGAUCGAUAGUGACGAAGGAUGCGGCAGCUUUGGAGCAAUUGGAGCUGGACAUACAAGACGACUGCGAAAGGUUGCGGGAUCUGCUGUUGGCCGCAAAGAUCAUCGAGGAAGUCUCGCCAAGGUCGAAGGAUAUGAUCCUCUCCAUCGGCGAGAGGCUUUCAUGCAGACUGAUGGUCGGAGCUCUCGGCGAUGCCGGCGUGCCCGCCGAGCUCAUCGGUCUCGAAACCAUCAUCGACGCCGCUUUCCUGGAGGAGCUGUCGCAGCGAGGCACUGGUACAUCUGGCCAAGCGGAGGGCGCCCUGGAGCAGAGCUUCUACGAGCUGCUGGCCGCAAGGAUUGGGGAGCGCGUGAGCCAAGCGAAUGCCACGCCGGUCAUCACUGGCUACUUUGGCAAUGUCCCCGGCUCGCUCCUUUCUCAGGUCGGGCGAGGCUACACAGACCUGUGCGCUGCUCUGUGCGCCGUGGGUCUGGCAGCUGAAGAGCUUCAGAUAUGGAAAGAGGUGGACGGCGUCUUUACAGCGGAUCCUCGAAAAGUGCCCACUGCUCGCUUGAUACCUGCCAUCACGCCCGAGGAAGCAUCGGAGCUGACAUACUACGGCAGCGAGGUGAUACAUCCAUUCACGAUGGAGCAAGCAAUAAAGCGUCGAGUGCCCAUCAGGAUCAAGAAUGUGGAGAAUCCAACGGGCCUUGGCACUGUCAUAUUUCCUGCCCAGGAGAUUGUUCCUGGGUCUGGCGAUGGCACGAAGCUGAAGCAACCAGAGACUCCAAGCGCCAGCGGAAGCAGUACGCCAUGGGGCGUGUCGUCUGAUGGCGCACCCUUCAAUGUCAUGGUGCCAGCGGCUACGCCGGCAGCUCGAAAAUUGCCUACUGCGGUGACUAUCAAGGAUGACGUCUGGGUGCUAAAUGUGCACUCAAAUAGGAAGACGCUCUCGCAUGGCUUUUUUGCGCGUAUAUUCUCAACGCUGGACAAGCACGGCAUCGUCGUGGACCUGAUCUCCACGUCUGAAGUCCACGUGUCGAUGGCUUUGGCAUCUGGACAACCCGGCCUCAAACGGCCCCGAGCUCUAGACCGGGUCAAGUCGGAGCUUGGAAGCUUGGGUACCGUUAGCGUGUUGAGGGAGAUGGCCAUUCUGAGUCUGGUCGGAACGCAGAUGAGGCACAUGGUGGGCGUGGCUGGCAAAAUGUUCAGCACGCUAGCGGAAGGCAACAUCAACAUCGAAAUGAUCUCGCAAGGAGCGAACGAGAUCAACAUUUCGUGCGUCAUCCAUCAGAAGAGCGCACUCAAAGCUCUGAACCUGAUUCACUACUCUGUCCUCGAGGUCAGUCCCACGCCCAACAAUAGAGAGAGCGGCACUUUUGGCAGAAGCUUCUUCUGAGAAUACUUGUCGCCAGGGUUGCCUGGAGGACACUUCGUUGGCAGUACGAUGAGCGCCGUCGUGGAUGCCAGAGUAGUCCCCUUUCACAAGUCCUUCGUCGGUCACAGCGUAUGUAUGCAAUUUUGAGUAGCGUCACGCCCUUCUCGACGAUUGCACCAUCAAGCCAUGGGAUCUCUUUGCAAUGUCAGCUUCUGCGACGUUUGGGAGCGACUCUGGCUAAAGAAAAUCGUCAAGAGGAACGGAUGGGAAUGAUAGGGCAUUGCAAAGCGCUGACAUCUUUGCGAGGCCACGCCGUUGUACUUUCUCCCUUCUUGCUCUAUGAGCGACGCGCCACCAUGACUCUCUCGCUGCCGUGCUCGUCACGAUUUGCGUUGUGCAGUCGCCCCUGACGAUGUCGCGAGCGUCGAUUGGAGGGCUGGGAGAGGCGUGCGGUCCAAUUGUAUACAUAACCUCUGAUUGACUGCACCUACCGCACAUUCCCGCAUCGCAAUUAAGAGCAG
Molecule: messenger RNA, 2662 nt
Organism: Ceraceosorus guamensis
Lineage: Eukaryota; Fungi; Basidiomycota; Exobasidiomycetes; Ceraceosorales; Ceraceosoraceae
Product: aspartate kinase
Exons: 4
Coding region: 126-2162 (678 amino acids)
Biological process (GO): amino acid biosynthetic process
Molecular function (GO): aspartate kinase activity
Source: RefSeq, a predicted model, not a curated record